ACAACGCGCAUCGCCGCACGCCUGUUGCUCAGAACACUCGUAUCGUAAAUUGUACUCGAAAUUGACCUUCAUUGCGCAGGUUAAUUAAUUGCAGGCGAAUUUCGUGAAUCGGAACGCAUAUUUGUUUAAUUUAUUUUUUCAUUUUGGUUUAGCAGUAAAAAUGUGAUUUUAAAAAGUGUAGCUUUAUUUAAUAGUGUAUAGUGUAUGAUUGGAUUUUCUACAGGAAAAUAUUAGUAACUGAUUGCUGCUUACCAAAACAUUAGGCAUUUAAGAUGAUUAUAUCCACUUUCUGCGUCUUGGCGCUGACGACGGUAGCGUGCGCGCUGCGCGUCGGUGUCGGGAUAGCGGACGUCACCGGCCCACCCGCAGAGAUCGCCUUCAUGGGUUACGCUCACUUUCAACAAAUCGGGCAUGGCAUCCACUUACGGCAGUUUUCACGAGCAUUUGUGCUGGCUGAUGAUACCGGGAACAGCUCACAGAGGAUCGUGUUCGUCACUGUGGAUGCUCCGAUGAUGGGCCACGGCGUUAGAAAAGAGAUAAUAAAGCGUCUCCAAAAGCGCUUCGGUGAUAUCUACAGCGAAAACAACGUUAUUAUAAGUGGGACUCAUACGCAUUCGAGCCCGGGAGGGUUCCUCAUGGACUUCCUCUUCGACCUGCCUAUCCUCGGCUUUGUCAAGGAAACCUAUGUCAGUUACAUUGCCGGGAUAUUCAAGAGUAUAGUAAUGGCUCACAACAAUUUGACGCCAGCGCGGAUGGAGUACGGCGAGGCAGAGCUACUGGACGCGAACAUUAACAGAUCACCCACCUCUUAUUUGCGGAAUCCACUUGAAGAGAGAGCUAAAUACAAAUAUGACACCGACAAAACGUUAUCUCAGGUUCGUUUCGUGGCGCCCGACAGCCGCAUCAUAGGGGUGAUCAACUGGUUCGCGGUGCACCCCACCAGCAUGAACAACACCAACAAGCUGAUAUCCUCCGACAACGUUGGCUAUGCUUCUGUCCUGAUGGAGAAAACGUUGAAUGGCAAUGGGACAUAUCCUGGAAAGGGUCGCAUAGUCUGCGCGUUUGCGUCCACAAACCUCGGUGACGUGUCUCCCAACACUCGUGGUCCUCGUUGCAGCAUCUCCGGCAAAGUCUGCGACCAGGAGAAGCUGCUAUGCAAGCUACCUGGCGAGGAGUGCUUCGCAUCUGGCCCAGGGCGAGACAUGUUCGAGAGCACGCAGAUCAUCGCCACUAAGAUGUUUGAGACGGCUAUGAAAGUUUUGAAACAACCAGGGGAAGACCUGACGGGUCCAAUCGGCAUCGUGCAUCAGUACGUGGAUAUGCCAAACCAGACCGCGAAACCAUAUGAUCCUGUUACAGAAACCUUUAACGCCAGUGCGUCAGUAUCCGGUUGUCUCCCGGCCAUGGGUUACAGCUUCGCGGCGGGCACGACGGACGGGCCGGGCGCCUUCGACUUCAAGCAGGGCACCACCACCACCAACCCGCUGUGGAACGCCGUGCGGGACUUCAUCGCUGAGCCCACGGACGAAGACGUCAAGUGCCAGGCGCCGAAGCCGAUCCUGCUGGCUACGGGACGGGCAAAAUUCCCCUACGAGUGGCAACCCAAAAUAGUGUCGUGCAGUGUUGCUCGUGUCGGCGGCUUGUUCCUGGCCGCCGUGCCGGGCGAGUUCACCACCAUGUCGGGGCGGCGCCUGCGGCGGGUCGUGCAGCGGGCCGCGGGCGGCGGGAGGGUUGUGUUGGCUGGCCUGUCAAAUAUCUACUCGGAUUAUAUUGCCACGCCUGAGGAGUAUCAGGCGCAACGGUAUGAAGCCGCUUCAACAAUUUUUGGCCCGCACACGCUUGAUAUCUACCUCAAUAAGUAUGUAGAGCUGACUGAUGCUUUGGUCAAGGGUGUGACGCUGGAGCCGGGUCCACAGCCGCCGGACUUCAGCGACCAGCUCAUCACGCUCGUGCCGCCCGUGCUGUGGGACGCCGCGCCCUGGGGCAAGGAGUUCGGAGACUGCACAAAACAACCACAGACACAAUACAGUUACGGGGAUAUUGUCACCGCACUUUUUGUAUCCGGUCAUCCCCGCAACAACAUUCGCCACGGGAGCUGGUAUGCGACGGUGGAGAGACUCGAGUCCGAAGCAGAUGACGCCUGGACGGUAGUUGCCACAGACGCCGAUUGGGCGACCAAAUACAUCUGGCACCGCAACAAUAAGGUGCUGGGCACCAGCCACUCGGAGGUCCAGUGGCACAUCCCCGACGGCACGCCGCCCGGCACCUACCGUCUGCAUCACUACGGCAGCUACAAGUACAUCCUCGGCGGUAUCUACCCCUACCACGGCUUUUCCAACAGCUUCGAAGUCAGAUAGCUGCCGGUGCUCAUUUUAGUCGAUU
Messenger RNA from Cydia amplana, 2382 nucleotides. It is a transcript of the gene CDase, whose product is annotated as neutral ceramidase-like. Gene Ontology annotation, cellular component: extracellular region. Bases 273 to 2357 code for a protein of 694 amino acids. Lineage: Eukaryota; Metazoa; Arthropoda; Insecta; Lepidoptera; Tortricidae. Gene Ontology annotation, biological process: long-chain fatty acid biosynthetic process; ceramide catabolic process; sphingosine biosynthetic process. Gene Ontology annotation, molecular function: N-acylsphingosine amidohydrolase activity. The transcript is spliced from 14 exons. The record is from RefSeq and is a predicted model, not a curated record.